UUGAAAAUCAGUCUGUUCCUUUCAAAUAGGUUUUUUUUUCUUCUUCUUCUUUCUCUGUAUUGCGAAAUCAACGUCAUACGAAGACGUUGAGAUUCAGCGCAAAUAACAAAUAUAGAAGAUUGUGCAAAAUUACCUGAUUUUGGCAGAACUUGCAGGAAUUUCUGUAGUUCUAUAUUAACAAACAAACAAACAAAAAACAAUGAAUUUACAACUGACUAUUUUGAGUUGCGUGUUGCUGAUUGUACACGUUUUGGAAUUCGUUAGCAGCAAACGAGUUCGACACAAGGAGUGGGAACUUCGAUUAAUAGGGGGUUUAGGGGACCACGAGGGGACUGUUUUGGUGUUCCACAGACACAGGUGGGGCAGUAUCUGUGACGAGGAUUGGGACGUCAACGAUGCCUCCGUUGUCUGUAAGCAGCUUGGAUACCCAGGGGCCGAGGAAGCCGUGCACGGGAGCAAGUUUGGGCGGGGACGAAGACGAAUGUGGAUGUCCGCCCUGCAGUGCACUGGUAACGAGGAUCAAAUCCAGGACUGUACGUACGUCGGCAAAAGUCAGAUACAUCGUAAAUGUCGGCGCCCACGUCGAUCAGCCGGCGUUAUCUGCCAGAAAAAGCUGGCCACAUCCAAUUCCGUCUCGACGUCCGCCUCAAUAAACAACAGAAUGUCCACAACGAUGGAUAAAACCACGUCAACACUGAUGGACAAGAGUAGCUCUGAAUCUACAUUAUCUUCUUCUUCAUCAUCACCAUCAUCGUCAUCGUCAUCGUCGUCUGUGAAAGCCAGUCAGGGAAUUAAUGAUGCAGACGUACCCUCCAAUACGGCGUCUGUGCCAGCUACAGAGAACACGUCUGAGGAAGAUACGUCAGCAGCAACUACAACAACGUCAAAAUCAAGUACGGAAAAGACGCUGAAAGAGGAGAGAAAAAUAAAGUCAGUAGUAAACCUGGUGACCAGUUCCGCCGACGCUCAUAAGUAUGAAAUUUUACAAGCAGACGAUCCAUCAUUGUCGAACAGAAAGAAACUCGAUAUUCGUAUGGCAGGAGGGAGAUACCCAUGGGAGGGUCGACUAGAGGUGCGAGAGGGGUCGACUGGAGAGUGGGGCGUCAUCUGCAGCGAGGACUGGACGUUACGGGAGACAAUGGUGGCGUGUCGGCAAAUGAGGGGAGAUUAUGGCAAACAGGCUCUUAAGGCAAACUACUUCGGAGGUGAAAAUCUGAACAAAAUAUUCAAGCGAAUAAAAUGUACGGGGCGAGAGGCUAGACUUGACGAGUGUGAGUUAAUCCGCUCGGAAAACGGCGUCCGCUGUUCUAGGAGGAUCCUCGUGGCUGGGGUCGUCUGCACUGGAGAGCUUCCGGAUUUGGCACCAGAUCUGCAGCGCUUGCAGGAGUCUCUGUUGCUGAACGAUCGCCAUCUAUACUACCUGACCUGCUCCAUGGAGGAAAACUGCCUCGCCUCCUCGGCCUACGUCAUCAGAAAUACCAGCAGAGCAUGGCGCUCAGAAACCAGACGACUUCUCAAGUUUUCUACAGUUGUCCACAACAUCGGAACCGCCGACUUCCGUCCAUUUCGGUCGAAAUCACAAUGGGAGUGGCACAGCUGUCACCAGCACUAUCACAGUAUGGAAGUGUUCGCUCACUACGAUAUAAUUGACGUUAACGGAAAUAGGUUGGCCGAGGGAAACAAGGCGAGUUUCUGCCUGGAGGACACGACGUGCAGACUAGGGACUACUCCUAUAUACAACUGCAAAGGAUUUAGAGACCAAGGUCUGUCGGUGAAUUGUUCAGACGACUAUUUGAAUGACAUUGAUUGCCAAUGGAUUGACAUUACCGACAUCAAGCCUGGGCAAUACACAUUCAAGAUGGAAAUAAACCCAUCGCUGUUGGUGGCAGAACUCACCUUCGACAACAACGUGGCGGUGUGCGAUCUAUGGUACUCGGGGUACAACGCCCAGAUGAGCAACUGUAGGUACGAGAGCCUGUUACCGGACACGGUGCCUUGACGUUGUGGACACGUAUCCAGUAACAUUGUAUUUUAAUGGUUGAAAUUUCGUCUAGACGUCGACGAGUGCAAUCGAGUGCAAUGUAGUGCGAACUGUUUAUUAGCGAUGUGUGUUAGGAUUUUUAUUUACUAUUAUCCAGCGACCAUUGUCAUAUGUCUUAGUUUCAAAUCUGAUAAUUGUAUCGAGGUAUAACUGGGUGUCUACAAAUGAAAUUGACAAGGAGCUUGGUUAGAGUCAUCAAGUAUCAUCUAAUAAAUUCGGGUUAGAUUAUGCUUCUAGAAAUAAAAUUUCUAUCCAGUGACGUGACGUUGUUUAGACCGCUACGGAAGGCUUAUUAUUUCAUGAGAUUUAUCUCCGAUUUCACAGGAUACUAUUUAAAUCGGUAUAUACUAAAGAGAAAAAAAAAAAAAGUAUACAAAUAAGAAAAUAUAUUUUUAUAUAGUGUACAUUAUCUCUUUAUAACAACUCUGAGCGCAUACGUCUCGCUACAGCAAAUAUUGCACUGCAAUCUGUGUGGGAAUGCUGUUGGUGACGUCACGGGCUCACGGGAAUGGCAAAUGCAUGAUUUCCACAUGUUGGUAAUGUUUUCCUGCGGACAUGAUCCCAUUUUAUCUUCCAAUUUUUUUUUUUUUUUUAAACAAGUAACAUCCAUAACGUUCCUUUUGACCAUGCCACGCUUGACCCCAAAUGUUUGUCAGAGAGCAUCUGGAAUGCUUGACGCAAGAAGCAUCAGUUUCAGUGAGGUUGCCAGACGGGGUUUUUUGGUGUGACAAGAGUGACUGAACACAGACUUAUCAAUUGAUUAAAAGUCACUGUAUCUACCAGAAACUGUCCUCGUAGCGAUAGGCUUGAAUUACGUCGACUCCGUAGGAUCGUUAUAUCCGAACCACAACCCUCUAAAAACAUGUUUCAACCAGCACCAGUAUUGCCGAUCAGUUUCACAUCAGUCCUCAAACUGUAGGAUGUAAGAAGCCGAUUCAGAGUAGACAGUAUUCUGGCACGAUGAUCAUUUGGAUCCUGCUUGGAGUUUAUAGACGUUUAAUUAGAACCACUCGAUUGAACGAGUCGUACCCUGUGUUGUCGUCUAGUCAAUAUACUAGUUAGUAUAUGACAACACAUGGUAUGACUCGUUCCGUCGAGUGGUACUAACUAAACACCCAUAAACUCCAACUAUUGCCCCGAACGCCCGUGUUCAGUGAGGUGAACCAUUCUGAAACAACAGAGGACUGGGAAUUUGGUGCUGGGGGGGGGGGGGGGGGGGGGGGGGGGUAUUACUCUUGAUAAUCCCCCCAUGUAACAUUUAAUUACAAAAAUCUACUUCAGAAUAGUGCAUUCAUCUUUUCUUAAAAUGCAUCCAUGCAGUUUGCCUGGUUUAUGCAAUACAAUGAGUGUCAUAUCAUGUAUACUUUCUUUCUUUCGUUCUUUUCUUUUUCUUAGUUCACUGGUACUACCUUAGUUACAAGUUAAAUUGGAUUUUUCAUGAAACCCCUCCUCCAUCAAAGUAUUCUAAACAUUUAUACUAAUGACAUAUGGCUAAUGUUUGACGUUAAAUGAUAGAUUGGGUUAGUCGUUUGUCUUAGUAUGUAAAUAUAUGUUACGUGAUGUUGCGUGAAUCUGUGUUUGCUGUACAGGAUCAGGACAAAUGUCCAAGGUGAUCCUUCAUAUAUAUGCUUAGGGACGGGUGGGGGGAGGGGCUAUUCUAUUAGCAUGCCCAUGUACACUGAAGUUUCAGGCACUAUGUGCCUAAGUUUGAUAUCCAUUGUAAUACGUAAACUGAUUUAAAGAACAGGAUGGGGGGUUUCAAUUGUCAAAUAAAACAUAUGCUCCUACACAGCAACCCCAGAGAUCAUUAGACCAUAAUCAUUCUAGGUCGAGAUAAAUUCAUGAUGUGUUAUUUUGGCACUGAGGUUGUUGCUAGUGGACUUCCAAGACAAUUUUAAAAUGUCUUAGGGUAGAUAUUUGAAUGCUGUUCGUAACAUGAUGCAUCAUACAAUGAAUAACUUGAUACUUGCAAAAUGUUAUAAAAACAAAUCACGACAUAAUUAUAACAUGACCUCUGAAUUAAGGGAAAAGGGGUCUUGGGGUAAAGCCAUGGUUUUGUUAGCAUGUGCCUCAGAGUACUGUUUUCUAAUGUGUUAAAACACUGGGUAUUUCACCGUUAGUGACAGAACACGUUUAGUUUGUUUAUGUCAUGAUGUACUGUCACAAAUUAUGUGAAAAUGUUAAGAGUACGCCUGCUAGUAGUACAACUUGCUUGAUUAGAAAGAAAUUGGCUUUACACUUGAUUUACUGUUUUCUCUACUGUAAUAAAUAUGUUUUUAAA
Gigantopelta aegis is the source of this 4322-nucleotide messenger RNA. RefSeq names its product lysyl oxidase homolog 2A-like. Gene Ontology annotation, cellular component: membrane. The transcript is spliced from 9 exons. Bases 200 to 1999 code for a protein of 599 amino acids. The record is from RefSeq and is a predicted model, not a curated record. Gene Ontology annotation, biological process: peptidyl-lysine oxidation. Gene Ontology annotation, molecular function: protein-lysine 6-oxidase activity; copper ion binding. NCBI's taxonomy places the organism in Eukaryota, Metazoa, Mollusca, Gastropoda, Neomphalida, Peltospiridae.